AUGUCAUGACGCAGUGGGCGGAGCUCCUGGUUUAAAAGUGGCGGGUGAAGUAUAAGACAAGUAGAGGAAGAAAACAAAAAGAAAAGAAAAAAAAAAGGGUUUUGUUUUGUCUCGGAGCUGUAAAAAGAAGCCGAGAGUAGUUUUGCUGGUUUUAUUUGUAGUUGUGAGUGAGUUUGGUGAGGUUUGAGUGCAGCGCUGUAAACCGGCUCCCCUCAGCAUGAUGGAGGAGGACCGAGUGAUUCCGGUCCGUGUGGCUCUGCGCUGCCGCCCUCUGGUUCCCAAAGAGCUGAAUGAAGGAUGCCAGAGCUGUCUCACGUUCGUGCAUGGAGAGCCACAGGUGGUGGUGGGCAACGAUAAAGCGUUCACAUACGACUACGUGUUUGAUCCCACAACAGAGCAGGAAGAAGUGUUCAAAAGGGCCGUGUUGCCUUUACUCUUGGGCCUCUUGAAAGGUUAUAAUGCCACGGUGCUCGCGUACGGUCAGACAGGCUCAGGAAAGACUUUCUCCAUGGGUGGCACCUACACUUCAGCCCAAGAGAACGAGCCCACUGUUGGGGUCAUCCCCAGAGUGGUUCAGAAAAUCUUUCAGGAAAAGGACAAGAGGACUGACUGUGAAUUCCUCCUCUCUGUUUCAUAUCUUGAGAUUUACAACGAAGAGAUUUUGGAUCUUCUCUGUCCAUCAAAGGAUAAACCAGUUAUUAGCAUCAGAGAAGAUCCAAAGGAAGGCAUCAAAGUUGUAGGUCUGACGGAGAAGGAGGUGUUCACCGCUCAGGAGAUGGUGGGCUGUCUGGAGAUGGGGAACUCUGCCCGUACCGUGGGCUCCACAGCCAUGAACGCUGCCUCGUCCCGUUCCCACGCCAUCUUCACCAUCAGCUUGGAGCAGCGCCGCGGAGGAGACAAAAAUGAUGUCAUGGUCUCCAAACUGCACUUGGUAGAUCUUGCUGGAUCCGAGAGACAGAAGAAAACCAAGGCUGAAGGAGAUCGUCUCAAAGAAGGAAUCAGCAUCAACCGAGGCCUGCUGUCUUUGGGGAACGUGAUCAGUGCUCUUGGAGACGAGAGCAAAAAGGGCACGUUUGUACCUUACAGAGACUCCAAGUUGACUCGUCUGCUGCAGGACUCGUUGGGAGGGAACAGUCACACCUUGAUGAUCGCGUGCGUCAGUCCGGCCGACUCCAACAUCGAGGAGACCAUCAACACGCUGCGUUAUGCAGACCGUGCACGUAAAAUCAAGAACAAGCCGAUAAUCAACGUGGAUCCACAGGCCGCGGAGACGAAACGGCUCAAGCAGCAGGUACAAGAGCUUCAGGUGUUAUUGUUUCAAGCUCGAGGAGGUGUGGCUCCUGUUCUUUCAGGGUCUGAGGAAGCGGAGAACAUGUCAAAGAUUGUGGAGCGUAACCGCAGUCUAAAGGAGGAGAACAGCAAGCUGAGCCGAGAACUGAGUGAGGCUGUAGGACAGACGGCCCUCAUGUGCGAAAGGAUCAUCGUGACGGAGCAAGUCAAUGAGAAACUUCAGAGCAAACUAGAGGAACUGAAGCAGCAUGCUGCGUGUAAAGUGGACCUUCAGAAGAUGGUGGAGACCCUGGAAGAUCAGGAGCUGAAGGAGAAUGUGGAGGUCAUCCGAAGCCUUCAGCAUCUCAUCCUGGAGUUACAGCAUGAGGGUGCAGGGAUCGCAGUCACCAUCGAUGCCAUGACCUCCGGCAAUUCCACGUCUCUGGAGGUCGAGGCAGAGGACAACGCUGCAGACAUGAGCCAGAGUCCUGCCACUGGAUCACCUGUGGCCAGCAAUGCUGAAGCUCAGGACAAAGACUCCCCAGAGACGUUCACUACCCAGCAUGCGCUGAGGCAGGCUCAGAUGUCCAAGAAGCUCAUUGAGCUCAACGAAGUCCUUGCACUUAAAGAGGCAUACGUCAAGAAAAUGUGCCAGAAUGACAGUCACUUGGAGCCUAUACAAGCAGAAUAUCAGGAGAACAUCAAAAACCUCCAGGCUGAGGUUGGAUCCCUACAGAAAGAGAAGGAAGAGCUGAUCCUCGCACUGCACUCUGCAAAGAAGGACACCAAUCAAGCAAAGUUGAGUGAGCAGCGCAGGAAGAGGUUACAGGAGUUGGAAAGGCAGAUGACUGAGCUGAAGAAGAAACUCCAGGACCAGUCAAAGCUUCUGAAGCUUAAAGAGGCCUCAGUGCGCGAUGUUACUAAGCUUAAUCAGGAGAUUCAGGCUAUGAAGGCCCAGCGAGUGCAGCUGAUGAGGCAGAUGAAGGAGGACUCUGAGAAAUUUCGUAUUUGGAAGCAGAAGAAAGAUAAAGAAGUUUUGCAGCUGAAAGAAAAGGAUCGUAAACGGCAGUAUGAGAUGCUGAAGCUGGAAAGGGAUUUCCAGAAACAGGCGAAUGUUCUGCGACGUAAAACUGAGGAGGCUGCUGCAGCGAAUAAACGCCUGAAGGACGCUCUUCAGAAAAGAUGCGAAGUGGCUGAGAAACGCAAAGAGACUCAGAACCGUGGUAUGGAGGGAGCAUCGAGUCGAGUCAAGGCGUGGCUGCUGAAUGAGGUGGAGGUCCUGGUGAGUACAGAAGAGGCUCGACGCCACCUCCAGGACCUGCUUGAGGACAGGAAGAUGUUGGCUGAGGAGAUCACGCAACUCCGCCAGCAGAUGGAGUCUGGAGAUAAACCUGUGGCUAAAGUGCGCCGCCGCACCCUGACCAUCUCUGAGCUGGAGGGUAAAGGAGAGCUGGAGGCUUCCAUCAGUAAACAAGUGGACAACCUGGAGACUGAGAUGGCACUCAGGAGUGCUCAGAUCGCUGACCUUCAGCAAAAGGUUCUGGAUGCUGAUAACGAAGGUCGAAUGAAGCAGCGCUGGGACUCGAUCACCACUAUUGCAGAGGCCAAGAUUGCCUUGAAAAUUCUCAUGUCUGAAGUUGUUGCCUCCAAGACCGCAAACGCGAAGCUGGAGAGUGAGCUGAAGCAGGAGCAGGCAAACCACCUGGACCUGCAGAAGGUGCUCUGUGAUGAGAGGAAACUGAUGUCCACUAUGGAUAUGGAGCACCAGAGCCACCUUGUGGAGCUUGAGCAGAGACACCAAGAAAAGGUUCUUUAUCUCCUCAGUCAGCUACAGAACAAACCUGAGGAGGAGGAAGAGGAGAAGCAGGAGAUCUCCAAGAGGGAGAGAGAGCUGCUACAGCGUCUGAAGUUUCAGGAGGAGGAGCUUGAGAAGAUGCAGGAACUCCUGGCAGAAGUGGAAAAAUACAAACAGAAAUUACUUCUGGCUCAGCUGACAAGUGCAAAGAAAGCAGCUCCGGUAUCAAACGAGUCACCGGACACAUCAUUCGAAUAUGUUCCUCCGAAGCCGAAAGCCAAAAUGUCCACGGCGCGAGCACCUCUGCAGGAACCCAUCAUUGACCUGGAUGAGCUGGUGUCUCCAUCAGAGUCUGAGGAGGAGGAUGAGUGGCGUCCAGACAAGAAGGAGAAAAACAGACGGGGCUCUAAGAAAUCUAAAAUGACUGGGUGCGCAUGUAAAGGCCGAUGUGUCAAUAAACUGUGCCGCUGCCGCAAAGGACGAAUGACGUGUGGUGAGAACUGCCUCUGUGACCGUGAGAAGUGUCGCAACAUGGACACGUGUUCCAGCAUGGAUGUUGCGGAGAUAAACGACACAUCCAAAGAAUCUGUUUCUGUUCCUGAAGACCCCACAGCUGUAAGCCCUCAAGAUGCCACCUUCUUCAGACCUCCAUGUGUUCCACCAACUAAAAAGGAAAUUGGGGACAUGAGCAACCUGUCUUCAGUUCUGAAGCUGGAGAAGAAACCAGUAGCUGCUGAUGUGGACAGUGAGGAAUCUGAGGACGCCACCAUGCCCAGCUUUCUGCGUAAGAACAAGAGAGGACUGAGCAAUUUCAAAAACAGCUUCUUCUCUGGCUGCACUCCUGUUCGAGAGGAAUCGUGAGGUAGUGGAGACACUUGCACACCUUACUUUUCUCUGAUUUUAGUCUUUUUACUUUUUUCUUUUAAAUGUCUGUCUGUCUUCUAUCUGUCUGUCAGCAGGGUUUUUGUGUUUUUAAAUGGCUCUUUCACUAAACACUAUUUUGGUAGUGUGAAAUUUUUUUUUUUUAAAGCAGUACCUUACUGUAGUCAAAUCAGUAAAUGACUAAUCACUGAUUUGUAGCUUUUACAUUUGGAUGAAUUCUGUAGAUGUUUCUUAGAUGUCUGUCAGAUUGAAGAUCUCAAUAAAAUGGUUUAAAUGUGUUCUGAGCAUUUUCAUUUUGAUUUACCAAACCAACAAGCCAUUGUGGUUUUUAUUUUAUUUUUUUUAUUUUAUUAAAAUGAAGAUUCUCAACAUUGUGCUCUGUGUUUGGGGAGCUGUGACCUUUUAUUCAGUCGGUGUGGUUUGUUUAACAUCAGGUAAAUAUGUUCAUGAAGGACGUCACUGAAAUGCUUCAGCCAGAAAGUGUUCAGAUGUGUUUGAACACCUUGCAGUGGCUCAAAUGGCGACGGCAUCGGCCAUGUGGACUCUCGCCAAACACAUUUAUCAGUGUAGUGGGUUUUUUUUUUUUUUAAACUAAAAAUCCACCACAUUUGUAUUCUCUGGCAUAAAGAGGAAAAGAACCAGCCAGCCUGUUACAGCAUGAAGUUCAAAAGCCAGCAUCGGUGAUGGUAUGGGGGGUGUUUUGUGCCCAUGGCAGGGGGAACUUUCACAUCUGUGAUAAUUCCAUUAAUGCUGAAAGGUUCAUACGGGUUCUGAAGCAACAUGCUGCCUUACAGAUGUGUCUUCAGGGAUGUCCCUGUUUAUUCCAGCAAGUCCAUGCCAAGCCAUGUUCUGCGUGUGUUAGAACAGCAUCAGGGUUCUAGCUGGGCCUUUUCAGCAUGCAGGGUUGAUGUGCAAGGCUUCCUUACCGCUAUGCCCUACAAUAUUGCUAACAUGCCUGUAGAAGUUGCUGCUACACUUUUUGAUAAGUCUUUUUACAAGUGUUUUGAAUUUUUCUUGUCCAAGCAGUGGUGACAGCGCACCCCCACAUGCGACUGUUCUGCAUUCGGACAUACUCCACUCCCUGUCCAGGUGAGCACCCAGGGCCCGAGUAGUUCUGUGGGGAGAUGGUCCCUGAUCAUGCUAGUCCAGUUUACCCCCUUCCUUCUAUUGUGUUCACAGUAAAGUGCCAUCCAUAUUAAGAGGUGCUUGCGUCUCAUGAAUGUAAUGCACGCCAGUCCCCGAGUUAGAUCUGGAUACUCCAUGUAUUGUAAUAGCUGAAGGUGAAAAUAAAGCUGACCCCUAGUGAA
Messenger RNA from Neoarius graeffei (lesser salmon catfish), 5253 nucleotides. RefSeq names its product kinesin family member 4 (gene kif4). Bases 218 to 3925 code for a protein of 1235 amino acids. Gene Ontology annotation, molecular function: microtubule motor activity; ATP binding; microtubule binding. NCBI's taxonomy places the organism in Eukaryota, Metazoa, Chordata, Actinopteri, Siluriformes, Ariidae. The transcript is spliced from 31 exons. The record is from RefSeq and is a predicted model, not a curated record. Gene Ontology annotation, biological process: mitotic spindle organization; microtubule-based movement.